Bombus huntii is the source of this 4657-nucleotide messenger RNA. RefSeq names its product rab3 GTPase-activating protein non-catalytic subunit (gene Rab3-GAP). The transcript has 19 exons. The coding region runs from base 356 to 4582 and encodes 1408 amino acids. The record is from RefSeq and is a predicted model, not a curated record. Lineage: Eukaryota; Metazoa; Arthropoda; Insecta; Hymenoptera; Apidae. Gene Ontology annotation, biological process: regulation of GTPase activity.
ACGUUUCAUAUGAAUGGUUAAUGCGCAUCUACAUUUUGCUUCUUAGCUAAAGUUGUCAAUCCAUGUUGACGUUUAUGUAUUUUCGAUUUUUUGAUAUUCAUAACGUAUUAUUAAUGCAAUAAGAACGGUGACAUUGUAUUGAAUGUUUAUUUACCACGAAAUGUGAAGUCUUAGAUGAAGAAUCUCUGCGAUUACUAUCCUAUUCGCAAGCAUAUGACAGUUUGUGGUUUAUUGUCUUAUUGUGAAGUGUCUAUCAAAAUUUCAAUAUUCUAAUCACCUGAGUAACAUUUGUAAUAUUAGAGUGAUCAAAGUUUGAAAUUAUUCAAAACAGGCAUAUUAAUGUAAUUGAUUAGAUAUGUCUUGUCAAAUAAAGGGAAUUGCAAAUCUAACCAAUACAAGCAAUAUUAAAGAAUUACUUUUUGGAGAUUCUACUAGAAGACAUGACAUUCCACAAGAUGAAUUACCACUACAAGACUGUUUUAUAUCAUUAUCAUCAACUGGAGAUGUUCUUGCUAUGGCGAAUAAUACAAAGAUGAUUAUAUUAAUUUCAAGGUGGGAUUCAUUAGAACCAGAUGAAGCAAAAAAUAAAUUUCAUAUGAUAUGGUAUGGUGAAGUUGCAAAAAAAGAUAAUGAAUGGAUAACAUCUAUAAUCUGUUUACCAUUAUUGUCAUUGGGAAAAGCUAGCAGUGGCACUAAUCCAGAUUGGACAUGUAUUAUAGUUGGUUUUAAUACUGGUUUUAUCAAGUUUUACACAGAAACAGGUGCAUUAUUAUUUGGGGAACAAUUGCAUAAUGAACCAGUUGUGGGAUUAAAAUGUCAAUCUUUUCGUUCACCUAAACACGUAGGUGAUAUUGGUUUGGCUGAAGAAGUUCAUGUGACAUAUAAUAGUGUUGUGUGUGUCUUGCAAGGUUUUCCCUUGUUUUCCACAUUAAGAGCAUGUAGGAAUUAUUUAGCUAGAGUUCAAGCAAACUGUGAUGACCUACCACCUAUUACAAAUUUAUCAUAUAAGAAAUGGGGUUAUAAAAGCCAAGAUAUUGUAAAUGAUUCAGAAGUAAUUGGUACUACUUCUGUAAAUAGCUUUGAUCAUCUAAUGACAGCUUCAAUUUGUGGUGGAUAUAACGCAUCUUAUAGAUCUAGUGCACCACAGCAUAAUUUAGUUCUUGUGACUGGUAAACGUCCAUUUGUUGGUUUUCAUUAUGCCUUAGAAGGUGGUUCAGCUCCAGUUCUAUCAGAUGUUGCAAUAGCAAUGGCCAGCAAACUAGCAAAUGCUAUUGGAACUGCUGUUCCUUGGCUUCCUCUCAAUUGGGGAAAUUCAAAACAUCAGGCAUCGCUCGAAGCAUCAAAAACUAGUACUCAUGAACCAGUUGAACCAAUGACUUGUAGAUUUGGCUUAAGUGAUGUUAUGAGAGAGGGUUAUUCGAUAAUAUCCAGUCCAAAUAAAGCACUGUCAGUAAUAUUAGAUGCAAUGGGCAGAGUAUUAUUAGUAGAUAACAGAUAUUGCAUAGCUACAAGAAUGUGGAAAGGUUAUAGAGAUGCACAAUGUGGUUGGAUUGAAGUGGAGGAAGAAAAACAUUCUGGAAUGCACAAAGGAUUUACUAAGUUUAAACAGACUCCGCAAUUGCGUUCUGCUUUCUUUUUAGUUAUUUAUGCUCCGAAAAAAGGUGUAAUAGACAUAUGGAGUACUCAACAAGGUCCUAAAAUUACUACAUUUACUGCUAGUAAACAUGGACGAUUACUUUAUAUCAAUUAUGGUCUUCUUGGUGUAAAUGAUAAUGUACAUCUAUCAAAAAAUAAACCACAAUAUUCGUGUGUAUUUAUGGAUCCACUUGGAGGUUUGAAGGAAAUUACAGUACCAUUUCAUUUUGCUCUUAAUAGUAAAAAUGGGAAGAGAGCACGUGAUAUACAUAUACUUAAAAAAUUGAAAACAUUUUUACGAGAAGAAGAUUUUGAAUAUGAGAAAUUAAUAUCAGAAAUUGAGAGUGUGUGUUCAGAUUUGAAGAGUAAUGAAAUAAAAGUACAAACAUUGGAAAUGUUAAUGUCAAAUAAAAAUAUUAUUCCUGAUGCUUUACUCGCAGCUACAAAUUGUUUUAUCAAAAAACUAGAUGAAUAUGAAAAAGAAGAAAUGGAACCUACAACAAAAACACUUUAUUUAUUAACAACACAGUUGCAGCAAAUAAUUAACUUUUAUAAGCAUAUUAAAUCUCAGUUUGAUACACCAGAGUAUAAUGUUUCUAUAGAUGAUAAUAAUACAAGUUUACCUUUGACUUUGUUAACUACUGAGAAAGAAGUGCACAGAAUUUUUGAAUUGUUUAAUAAAAUAAAUAGUUACACGUGUUCAGAUUCUAGUACAGAAUGUAGAGUAAAAUUUAAAGAGGAUGGAAGAAUAUUUUUAGAUUUUUUAUCUUGUUUCGAGUUUGGAACAUCAGGAUUUAUAGAUAUUAAAAAAGACAUAAAACCAGAAAAAGAACAUCAGAUUUCUCAAUUAAUGUAUAAAGGCUGCGUAUAUUCGUAUGAUAGAAUUGAGACAUGGAAAGAAGUCGCUAAAAGUAGUAACAUUCAACCAUUCGUUUUCAUGAAAUUUGCUUUAAUAUACUGGCUCAAUAAGAAACGGGACGUAUCUUUAGAACUAGAACUAAAACAAUUUACGCAGCUCUUAAAUGCUAUUUGCUCAAUAGCCAGUGUUAAAGAGAUAUGUGCAGAAUAUAAUGAAAUAUCUUUAUGGUGGAAAAAGGUUCGUAAUAUUCUUUUGGAUUCAACAAAUCCAUUUAAUGCACUUACUGCUGCUUUGAUGUGCAGAGCUGUUGCAAUGUCUGUAGAAAAGUAUAGAGAAAAGUGCAAUAAAAAAACUGAGGAUAAUAAUGUUCAAGAAGAAAAAGGUAUCAAAAAUAAGAAUGAUAUGAAAGAGAUAAAGCAGCAUCAAGAUUCUAUUAACAAUUUAAAAUCAGACGAUGAACUGUAUAACUUGACAAAUGAAUGGGAAGAUAUUACUAAAGAUACUUGUCAAUUUACGUUGCUUAUUGGAAAUCUUGAGGAUAUUGCGAUUUUAGAUGCUAUUGUAAGCCAAGAACCUCCAUCAGAUACUACAACGCAAUUUUUUGCACUACCAUUUGUAAAAUUUGAUAUAUCUUUAGGAUCUGUUCUCUCAAAAGGGAAAGGUUCUGUAUCGGAGAUAGUUGCAAAAUGGAUUACUUCUACGGGUAUUGACCCUUCUCAAUUAGUAGAUACAACAGAUACGGAAUUCGAUCACGCACGUCCAACAAAUGAUUCUUUAGAAGUACUGAAUUCUUCAGACGAAAUUUGUAACGUCGAUGAUGUUUUACAAUCUAAUGUAGAAAAGCCUCUUUCAGAAUCUCUUGAUACAGAAAGUGAAGAGAAAGAUAGUACAAAUGCUAAUAUAUGUAUUUUAGAAAGAAUUAAAUUAUUAAAAGGCCAUUUUCCAUACAGUUUGACAACUAGUGUUCUGCUAGCUAAUAUCUGUUGGGAAUUUGCUAUGUCGUGGAAUAAAGAUAUUUCGCAAUUGAAGUCGCUCGAAGCUGCAUUAUGUGUUUUACGACAAAUACCAAUGAAACGUAUGAGGCAUGGUGUUUGUUGCUUAUUAUGGUCAGUUCAUAUAAAAAAACGAAUGGAAGCAGUUGCAAAAUUAAUUAAUAAGCUUGGAAAACUGCCAAAAGAGAGAUUGUGUAUGCAGGAAAUCGGUUUAUCUGAUGCUCAAGCAGUUAUAUUUCUACAAGAUUGCGUCACAUUUUUAGAAAUAUUCAUCGACUCUGAAAUGCUCGAAGUAGGACAGAAUAUUGUAAUUAAAUCAGAAGAACUAUGGGAAGUAUGCACUUCCGGCCCACAACCCUUUGCUGCAUUAGCUAUUUUUCAAGCACCCGCUUGGUACGAUCUAAUCAUGUUACAUCUACAAUUAGCUAACGUCUUACAUAUGAUAGCGCAUUUUAAUUUGAAAGUUCUAAAACCAUUAAAUAAUUUGUUUGAUUCUGUGGUACAGCCAUACUUCUUCCAAUCAAUGGCAGACAAAGUAAUGCUAACAUGGUACAGAGACGAUAAAAGAGAUAAUUUAAGAACCACGUUUUUAUGCAGAAUAAUUAAUGCAUCAAUGGAUUUUAUCCAUCAAGAAACAAUAGAUGGUAAAAUGAGUAGUUCGAUGCAAGCUAUUCAAUGGAUGAGUAAAUGUCAAACAUUAGCAUCUAUUUGGAAAAUAAGUAACGAUGAACUAAGGAUACAUCAAGUUUGUCAAUUAUAUGUGAUUGGUUUUGACCGACUAGCAGAGGAAGUUGUUACAGCUGUAAACGAUGUUGAGAAAUUAGCAGAAGAUCUUCUGCCGAUUGCUGGAAGAAGAAUGAUGGCAUAUCUUUCAAAAUCACCUGACCUUUUAGAGGAAGUUUCUCGUAUAAGUCCAGCUCUUACGAAAUACUUGGAAAGUCUCGAUGUGCCGGACGUAAUUUAUACGAAUUGCUCGAACGAUGACACUAUCGAAUUGAUACGACGAGUCUCAAGACAUUUGCCCGAAACACACUCUAAUUAUCAUCUUGCGCAAUUAAUGUUAGAUGCGGUGUUUAUUUACGAGGGAACGACAUGAUACUGAGAUAUUUAAGUAAAUUAAUUUGUUGUAGGGAAUGAGUAUAAUAAAUUUAUCUGUGCUUUCUGUUUUUAA